Messenger RNA from Chiloscyllium plagiosum (whitespotted bambooshark), 554 nucleotides. The record is from RefSeq and is a predicted model, not a curated record. NCBI's taxonomy places the organism in Eukaryota, Metazoa, Chordata, Chondrichthyes, Orectolobiformes, Hemiscylliidae.
UCGGUUUCCGGUUUGCAGUGCCCCGGAAGUGACGCUGGAGGAGGCGGACGGGCCAGUUCCGCUCGCGCUGCGUUUCCCUAACGGCGGAUCCGAGCGACCGGGAGUCAGUGGAGCCCGCGCCCAGGCCGUGCCUCCGUCACUGCCCCCGGGGCCUAGCGGCCGGUAAUCCAAAAAACAGAUGAAGAGUGGAAGUGACCACUGACUUUGCAAACAGUACUACAUUUUGUUGGGUUUGGUCAAGUUUGUGGUGAAUUCUUGCAGCUGUGACUAUGUCGGUGGAUAUGAAUAGCCAGAGUUCUGACAGUAAUGAUGACUAUAAUGGAGACUCUGAGGAAGAAGACCAGGGUGAUAUGAGUACCUAUUACGAAGGAGUAGAGUGCGAUGUGGAGCAGCAAGGUGCAGAUGCCUUUGAUCCAGAGGAAUAUCAGUUCACAUGUCUGUCAUACAAGGAGUCAGAGAAUGUGUUAAAUGAACAAGUCGAUAUCAUGGCAGAUGCUCUUAAGGUAAGACUUUGCAAGAUAUUUUGGGCCAUUUUUUGACACCUGCACGUUUGA